This is a messenger RNA of Hymenoscyphus albidus, 1158 nucleotides long. NCBI's taxonomy places the organism in Eukaryota, Fungi, Ascomycota, Leotiomycetes, Helotiales, Helotiaceae. The record is from the annotation of a GenBank genome assembly.
AUGGCAAUCCUCCUCACCGGCGGAACAGGAAAAACAACCUCCCAAAUAACCAAACUCUGCCUCUCAACCAAGACACCAUUCCUCCUCGCCACACGAAAGGGUCCCUCACCCUCUCUGAGUGAAAUCCCUCACGUCGUGAAAUUCGACUGGACAGACCCCUCAACCUUCCAAAACUGCUUCGAUUACAUACCCUCCACCACAACCACGCCCUCAUCAUCAGCCUCUGAUAAUGAUGAAGUCCUAAAAAUCCAAGCAAUCUACCUCAUCGCUCCCGAGAUCACCGAUCCAGUCCAGGUCAUGGGUCCCUUCAUAGAACUAGCUCGCCAGAACGGGGUGAAGAAAUUUGUUUCCCUCACUGGGAGUUCGGCGGAGAGGGGGGGUGAGGGGCCGGGGAAGGUGUGGGAUUUGCUUGAAUUCUCAAAGGGAUCUGGAGAGGGAGAGGGGGUUGUUGUGUGACGGGGGACUUGGUUUAUGGGUUUGUUUUUUCUUUCUUUCAUUCCUUCCUUAUUUUGUAUUUUCUCAAAGUCGAUACUAUAGUCAUGGAAAGGGGUGGUAAAGAAAGUAGCAACCAUGGCAAUUGGGAAAGUGAUAUAGUGAAGAAUGCUAAUGAUAUAACGAUAGACAACUUCCUAACCUGGCACCACAACACCUCCAUCAAGCAAGAAUCAAAAAUCUACUCCGCCUGCGGCACCGGCAAGAUCCCCUUCGUAAGCACCCAGAAUAUCGCAAAGAUGGCAUUCCACAUUCUCACCACCGAUAACCCUUCCAUCCCUUUCCUAUCAAGUUAUCGUUUUCUAGGACCGGAAUUAUUAUCUUUUGACGAUGUUCGCAUCUCUUUCCUUCUCCCACCCACACCCUCCAGCCAAUUCCCCAUGCCCCAUCCAAUACCUAACCAACUAACACACACACCAGAUCGCCCAAAUGCUCAGCAACAAACUCGGUAAAGAAAUCUCUCACAUCCAGAUCUCCGAAGAGGAGUCACGCGAGAAGUUUCUAGGAAUGGGUAUGCCCGCCCAAAUCGCAGGGUUCCUCGCUGGUAUCGAGGGGGCGACGGCGAGGGGGAGUGAGGAGUUUGAGGGUGGGGAUUUUGAGAGGGUCAUGGAUGUGAGGCCGGAGAGUUUUGGGGAGUGGGUUGAGAGAGUUAGGGGGGGGUUGUGA